AUGCAUCUCUCUAUCUACGAACAGGAAUCGGACUAUUAUUCGUAUUCAAAAUUUCGUCGAUCGCAAUAUUAUGGUCGAUUUUUUAUGUAUCGUAUAUUUUUAACAGUGGCAUUUAUUUUAUGGGUUUGUCUUGGACGAAUGGACAAAGAUAAAUCUGUUCCAUUUGAACAAUAUACUGAUUCAUGGAAUAAACGACAACAACAGUUAAAAGCAAAUCAACUGACGUCCAAUCUUGACUAUGCUGAUUAUGUUAAAUCACAAAGAUUUGGAUCUCGGUAA
This is a messenger RNA of Didymodactylos carnosus, 279 nucleotides long. The record is from the annotation of a GenBank genome assembly. NCBI's taxonomy places the organism in Eukaryota, Metazoa, Rotifera, Eurotatoria, Philodinida, Philodinidae.